AACUCUUUUGGGAAGACGCCCCCUCCAGUAUUCAAUUCGCCUCGAUUGUGCGUAUGCAAUCGAACUGAAUUUGAAUGCGGAGAGAAAAUUGUGUCGAUUACGAGUGUGCGAAAUACGAAUUAAUUUAAAAGGAAGAAAAGGUUUGAAUUAUUAAAAAAAAAAUGCCAAAAGCUACCAGGUGUCGCGCUCGCGGUUGUUUAAGUGAUGUGAAUGUUCGUUAUUUCUCUUUCCCGAAAAAUGCGCGAUUAUUGCAAUUGUGGAGGGACAAUUUGAGGAUCCCGCCUUCAACGCACAUGCCGGUGCAUAAUGCAUUUCUAUGUAUUAAGCACUUCGAGGAUAACGCUGUGGGUCCAAAAUAUCUAAAAAAAGGAGCAAUUCCCACCCGUAACUUGGGGUACGAUGAUGAUCCCCCAAACAUGUGGACAGAGAAAAAAAAGAAACGGAGCUGCUGUAUUGAGAGCUGCGUUUCCAAGGAGAAAGCUAUUCUGUAUGCGUUUCCUAAGAACGAAGAUGCUCGUAAGCGUUGGGCCUUGGCUUGCAACGUGAAAGUGUCAAAAACUGACAGGGUUUUUGUUUGUCAACGCCAUUUUGAACCCAAAUUAGUAAGAAAAUAUAAACUUUUGAAAGGGGCUUUUCCUUGUUUAAGAUUAGAUCCAGUUAAUAGGAGUCGGUCAGCUAGUGCUGGCUCUGAUUGGGUUAGCCCACCCAUCACCGAAACAUAUAGUACGGUAGCUAAGGAAGAAGAUUUGGAUCUAGAAGAGUUUGAACAAUGUUCCACAUUAGAGGAAAAAAGUCAGGUUAGUUAUAGGAUUGAGAUCUGCCGGGAAUUUGAAUCCACAAGCCCUACCGAAGGAUUUGCUCAGUCUACUCCCUAUCACAGCAACACGGCUAAAUUAAAUAAACGAAUAGAAGAACUUGAAAAGGAAAAUAAUGACCUUAAAAAUAAAUAUUCAGAUUUGUUGAAACGUGCGAUAAUUGCGGGAGAAAGUUGCAGCAGCGAUGCGCUAACUUUUGCGGAAAUGAUUGUCAGUACCGAAAAAGAUUGGUAUAAUGAGGACGAAAAGGCAUUAGCACAACAAUUAAACUAUAUAUCCCCUAAAGCAUAUUCUUUUAUGCGCGACGAUUUAGGGUUUUGUUUACCUGACAAAUCGUCAGACUUGUGAACCUGAAUUCAGGGUGUCGCAUUCAGGUGAUAUGUUACCGUCCGCUUUUCGCAAGAUAUGCUCAUACUGGUAGUACUCGCAAUGUAAUGUUGCCAAUUAUAAAGCAAGAACCCCAAUUGCAAUAUCUGACGAGUGUUAA
Messenger RNA from Anastrepha ludens (Mexican fruit fly), 1302 nucleotides. RefSeq lists its product as uncharacterized. Gene Ontology annotation, molecular function: sequence-specific DNA binding. The transcript is spliced from 2 exons. The coding region runs from base 162 to 1163 and encodes 333 amino acids. The record is from RefSeq and is a predicted model, not a curated record. Lineage: Eukaryota; Metazoa; Arthropoda; Insecta; Diptera; Tephritidae.